Messenger RNA from Papaver somniferum (opium poppy), 2272 nucleotides. Its product is annotated as WRKY transcription factor SUSIBA2-like. Bases 103 to 2076 code for a protein of 657 amino acids. Lineage: Eukaryota; Viridiplantae; Streptophyta; Magnoliopsida; Ranunculales; Papaveraceae. The transcript is spliced from 6 exons. The record is from RefSeq and is a predicted model, not a curated record. Gene Ontology annotation, biological process: regulation of DNA-templated transcription. Gene Ontology annotation, molecular function: DNA-binding transcription factor activity; sequence-specific DNA binding.
CUUCCUUGAUUUUCUCUCUAAAAACUCUUUCCUUUCUCUCUCUUAAAAAAAAACUUGUUUCUCCCACUUCAUCUCUAAAAAACAACUAUUUUUGGAUCUACAAUGGAGGAAGGAAAUGUGCAGUCUGAAGUGAGAGAUUCUUAUGGAAGAGUUAUCGAAGAAGAAAACAGAGUUCAUGAGGUUCGAUUUGAUACUUCUAAUGGCGGAAAUGAGAAUGGUUUUACUUUUGGUUCUUCUGAUAAUAAUAAUAACAAUGGAUUAAGAAAUUUAGGUGAAGAAGAGAAAAAAGAUCUUUGUAUAAAAUCAUCAGAUUACAGGAGUAUUAAUUUUUCAUCUGGAUCGAGUAAUAAUACUUCUGCUGCUAGGUAUAAAUCAAUGUCUCCGGCUAUGUUACCGAUCUCAAGGUCACCUUGUUUAACGAUUCCACCUGGUUUAACUCCUACUAGUUUGCUUGAUUCUCCUGUUUUCCUUUCCAAUAUGAAGGCAGAACCUUCUCCAACUACGGGUACUUUCUUCAAGCAUCACAUCAUGCAUGAUAGUGCUUUUUCAGACACAUUUCCUGUGCCGAGGAACACUUCAAAUAAUAGUACAUUUGAUGAAAGAAGCUUUGGCGAUUUUGAGUUUAAACCUCAUGUUAGAUCAAGCUUGGGUUCUGCUGUAUCAUCAUUUGGACCUAUGGCUUCUGCGGGUCUAAAUCAAAAACAGUCCGAGUCAUUUAUGCAAAUGCAAGGUCAAUGCUUGUCUCCAACAUUUGCAUCCUCACCUAAAAGUGAAACGAGGGAACCUUCCUCUCAUGGAUUGACUCUGUCCGUUAAUGCUCCAAACGUACCAGUUGAAACGAUUACUUCAAAAGCUUGUGGACCAGUUGAAGUUGCUUCUGGUGAAUCACUGCAGAUACCAAAUUCGGAAACUGCGAUCCAACCAAUGGAAUGCGAUGAUAAAGGAGCUAGUACUGUUGUAACAGCUGAGAGGUCAUCUGAAGAUGGAUAUAAUUGGCGGAAAUAUGGGCAAAAGCAUGUCAAAGGAUGCGAGUUUCCAAGGAGUUACUACAAAUGCACACAUCCUAACUGCCAGGUGAAAAAACAGUUGGAACGGUCUCACGAUGGGCAGGUGACAGAAAUCAUUUACAAGGGAAAGCAUGAUCAUCCCAAGCCUCAGCCUAGCCGUCGAAUGGCAGUGGGUACAGUUAUAUCCAUGCAAGAAGAAAGAUCUGACAGAUUUUCAUCUUUAACUGCUAGAGAAGAUAAAACACAUGGUAUGCCAUCUCAUCAUGCUGAGCCAAAUGGUAUCCGCGAUGUAUCUCCUGUCAUGGCAAGUGAUGAUAACGUGGAAAAUGCACAGUGGAACAGGAACGGCGAUGAACUUGAUGAUGAUGAUGAUCCAGAGUCCAAGCGAAGGAAGAAAGAUCUUGGUGGUGUAGAUGUUACAUUGAUGGGGAAAGCAACCCGAGAACCACGCGUCGUAGUCCAAACUUUAAGUGAAGUUGAUAUACUGGAUGACGGGUAUCGCUGGCGCAAAUAUGGGCAGAAAGUGGUGAAAGGCAAUCCUAAUCCUAGGAGUUACUAUAAAUGCACAAAUGCUGGCUGCCCAGUUAGGAAACACGUGGAGAGGGCAUCACACGAUCCGAAAGCAGUUAUAACCACAUACGAAGGAAAACACAACCAUGAUGUACCAUCUGCAAGGAAUAGUACACAUGAACCAGCGGAGCCCACAAACUACAAUGCAAGUUCAAAUGGCAUGUUAAGGGUUAGACAAGAAGAGAAUGACAGUAUCAGCCUUGAUCUUGGGGUAGGUAUGACGUCAAGUCCUGAGAAUAGGUUAAAUGAAAAGCAACACCAAACAUUUCAUGGAGGACCCAUUGAAAACAGAUCUUUCAUGAAUCAUCCUGGUUGUAGCAAUGUAAUGCAAGCAACCCAAGUUUCAGCGCAUUACGGCUCUUUAAUUGACGGGACAGAUAGGUAUAAUCCAUCAAGGGAAGAUCAGACAAAAAGCUUCACCUUUGAGACUCCACCACCAUUGAACCAUUCUACCAAUCAGUACCAACAGAGCUUGGGAAGGUUAAUAAUGGGUCCGUAGAAUCAUUUUUUGUGCUUCUUGAUCAUUAAUAAAAUAUUUUGGACGUUUGUCACAAAAAGGAACGAUAUUUAUUUGAGGAAUCAUGGAAUUCCUAUUUCAGAGCUGUUGUACAUUGAAUUAUUAACCUUGUAAGCUGAAAUCUUAUGUACAGAUUAUCUGAAAGUAAUAUAUAUGCAACUUUCUUUUAUGAUCAAAA